AUGAAUCAAAGGGGUCUAGUUUUCGUCACUGGUAAUUUAAAAAAAUUGGAAGAGGUGAAAUCUAUUUUGGGCCAUAACUUUCCAUUAGAAGUUACAAAUUAUAGGUUAGAUUUGCCUGAACUCCAGGGAGAGUUGAAUGAGGUAUCUAUCAGAAAAUGUCAAGAAGCAGCUCGACGUAUAAAAAAGCCGGUAUUCAUAGAAGAUACUUGCCUUUGUUUUAAUGCAUUGGAAGGUUUGCCUGGGCCUUAUAUAAAAUGGUUUUUAGAAAAGUUAAAACCAGAGGGUCUAUAUAAAUUACUUGAUGGCUGGACAGAUAAAUCUGCAGAAGCAGUUUGUACAUUCGCCUAUAGUCCAGGAAGUGAUAAGGAAUCGGACAUUGUAUUAUUUCAAGGAAUAACAAAAGGAACAAUUGUACCUCCGAGAGGUUCAAGAGAUUUUGGAUGGGAUUGUAUUUUCCAACCACUGGGCUAUGAUAAAACUUAUGGUGAACUCCCUAAAGAAGAAAAGAAUAAAAUAUCACAUAGGUACAGAGCUCUUGACAAGUUGCGUAAUUAUUUUAUAGAGAAAAACAAUUGUUAG
Messenger RNA from Danaus chrysippus (African queen), 579 nucleotides. The record is from the annotation of a GenBank genome assembly. NCBI's taxonomy places the organism in Eukaryota, Metazoa, Arthropoda, Insecta, Lepidoptera, Nymphalidae.